This is a messenger RNA of Symbiodinium pilosum, 855 nucleotides long. The record is from the annotation of a GenBank genome assembly. NCBI's taxonomy places the organism in Eukaryota, Dinophyceae, Suessiales, Symbiodiniaceae.
AUGUGGAAGAAGAUCCUGGCCGGACUCGUGGCCAGCGCAGCGGCCGAGGAGGAUGCCUCCUGCAUGCUACAAGCCAGGCAUGCAGACUCCAUCCCAGCAAGCGUCAUCAAGGAAGAGUUCUGCCAGGGACCACCCGCCGAGCUGAACUUCGACAGCUUCAUGCACGGCGACGAGAUCAUGGAGGACUCCAUCAAGGGAGUGAACAUCACAGCCAUGCGACGUGCCUCGGAACCGCAGCCAGGGCAGCCUCCUUGCCCAGGGCCUUUGCGGGUCUUGGACACCCGGGGGCAGAUGUUCCCUAGCAUCGACAAAGACCUGCAGAAUUGCGGGGAUUGCAGGAUGAUGGUGUAUGCCAAGGACAAUUUGGCAGUGGAAUUGAAGCGACCCAAGGUCAACAGUUGUGGAGAGCAACCCGGUCCAAGAAUGAGUUUCCGGUUCAAGAGAUUGCAGAAUCUCGUGGACAUCGAGCUCUGGGACCUAGAGGAGCCAACCUUCAUAGAGCUCUAUGGCCCCCACGACGUGCUGCUUGCCAACAUCUCCGCCCCACAGGGCCUUGAGCAAGAUGGCCAGCCAGCAGUCCUGGAGCUCAUGACCAAAGGCGUGCGCGAGCUGGUCGUCUACUUCGGGGGAUCAGGGGCCGUCAAGAAGAUCCGGGCUUGCAAGCCCCAGGGCAGCGUCUUCGGCGACCCCCACAUCUACACCCUGGACGGCGACAAGUUCGACUUCUACCAGAACGGCACCUUUUCGGUGUUCCACUACUCCGGGCAGCAGCUGCCUCACCCAAAGGCGAAGAAUGCCACCGUUGAUUGGCAGCUCGACUUAUUCCUUCCCCCAGUGCUAGACACGGGAGCUUGA